GCUGUACACUACUGCAGUUCACUGAGCAGUUCACUGAUCAGCUAGGGUUUGUGUUGUAUAAUAUUAAAAAUUAUGAAAAUCAAGCAUUGGCUGAAGAGAGUUAAAUGUAAGCUGCAUUGUCAAAUGUGAUCACGUUCAAUCAACAAUGUAAUCAGAAAAUUAAAGACUAAUAGCCGUUGUUGAUCGUCAUCGUCGUUCGACUUCGUUAAAUAUAGUAAGUUUUUGAUUUAAUGAUAAGUAAUUUUUAAUACAUCCCAGAAAACAAUAACAAAUUCACUUGUAAAUUUGAAAAUGAAUAGCUGACAAUGUUGCAGAUUAAAAAAGAUACUAUUAAAAGAGAGAGCUCUGAAGCUCCCAUUCCUGAUAGUACAACAAUAGAAAAUAAAAGUUAUGUUUGUGGAGAAGAAGUUCUAGUUCAUUUGAAGGAUGAUAGAUUUUAUCUUGGAUUCAUAGCUAAACUAAGAUACAAAGAAUCAAAGUGUUUAGUUAAGUUUGGUGAUAGUACAGUAAAAUGGGUGUUACUCAAAAGUGUAACUCGUAUGUCUUGUACUAGUGUAACUGCUCAGUUUUGUAAUGUGUGCAAUAUUGAAGCUUUAGAAAAUGAAAUAUGUGUGUGUGAUAAGUGUGCUAAUGUAUUUCAUCGAAAAUGCCAUAAGCCUGAAGUUACCUGCCCUGAUAUUUCUUCAUGGAUGUGCUAUUUGUGUAAAGAAAAACAACAAAUCAGUAGAUUGCAGGUGAUCAAUUCUGUAUCCAGUACUGAAGUCCAUAAAAUCACUAAAUUACCAUAUGAUUUAAACUCUCUUCAAUGGGACAUACAUCAUCGUAUAAAUAAUCUUGGAACAUACUGUUACUGUGGAGGAUCGGGCGAUUGGUUUAUUAAAAUGUUACAGUGUGUCAAGUGUUUACAAUGGUUUCAUGAAAAAUGUCUCUCUUCGUUAAUAUAUCCACUUUAUCUUGGAGACAGGUUUUAUGUGUUUUUAUGUUCUGUUUGUACUCAAGGAAAUGAAUUCGUACGCCGUAUUGAAAUGGAAUGGGCUGAUCUAGUACACUUAGCUUUAUUUAAUAUGACUGCGUAUAAGCCACAGAAAUACUAUGAUGUAGAUUCUGAUAUACUUUUAUACUUAGAUACUCACUGGAAUUCAAUGUAUCUACCACCUAAAAUAUUAGAUGUUCCUAUAGAAAACAGGAAAAUAUAUAUUGUCAAUGCUCUUUUAAGAGAUACCAAUCAUAGAUUCGAAUUUCAAGGUAAAAAGCCUGCUAAUAUGUGGGGACUCCGACUUAAGCUUCCACCUAAACCUCCACGUUUUUCAUUACCCACACAAGUUUCAUUUACUGAAGAUAUUUUACAUCAUAAAUUACAACACAGGCUCAAUCUUAAUAUAUUACCACCUCCCAAAAAGACUGAUUAUAUAGUGAACCGGCAACUUAAUGAUUCUAUGUAUACUGUAGAAGGAUUGAAGUUUUUGCAUCAAGAUUCUCCUGUUGUCAUGUUACCAAAAGGCCUACCAUCUAUAGGACACAAUGUUUGUAUUAAAAGUGCGGCACCAAUUGUUCCAGCCCCAAGAUCUAUUAUUGAAAAAAGAAUAAGGCAACAACAAAUAGAAUCAAAUAAGCGAACUUCUAGAAAUUGUAACAUGGUUCCCAAUAAAUUAAAAAAACCAAUGAAAAAAGAAAAAGUUCCUGAAAGCAGAUCACCAUCUAGAUCAACCGAAAGCACUCCUGAAAAAUCUUUAACAGCAUCUGAAGAAGAACUAAGUAAUGAAGAAGAUGCAGACUAUGAAGAUUUAGAUGAUGAAGAUGAUGCCGAUGCAGAUUCAUUACGUACAGCUGAUCUGCAAAGUCGCCGAAGUCAAAGAUUAAGUGUUAAUCGAUUACUUAGUGGAAGACCUAUUAAUGGCUCUGCACAUCCACGUGAAACGCGAGCAGCUUCUUCUAUUACAUUACCACUUUCCUUAGCACCUGUAAUUACUCAAGGACCUCAGGUGCGUACUACAAAACGUCGUUUAAGUGAAAAAGAUUUACGUAUAGAUCAUAAUGGUAAAUGUUUGGUGAAACGUAAAAGACUUCGGCGCAAUGGUUUUACAAAUGGUAGUUUGACACCUACAAAACGUCAGUCAAAAAAUAAUUUUAAUGGUAGAAUAAUGUAUAAAUCUUAUUCUGAAUUUUUUGCUAAUCAUAGUCAUUCAGUCAAUAGACCUAGUUCACCUGAAAAUACUGUUGAUUCUCCAAGUGAUCUUAAAACACUGGUGCACUCAUAUUUUGGUGCUAGUAAUAGAAUUGCUAACGGUGAAGAAUAUACUAUACUUUGUAAAAGAAUUAAUCCAGAUGGAUCAGAAGAGUUUUUAAUCAGAUGGGACUGAAUUUUUUAUAUGAUUUGUGAAUAAAUUAAGUUUAUUGAUGUAUUUUAAUUAAACAAAUUUAAUAACAAUAGGAGACUGUUUUUAUAGGUUUUAUUACUCAAACCAAUCUUAUUCUUUUUAUUAACUGUUUCUAAUGUGAGUUUUAUUUUAAAUUUCUUAUACUUCUCUUUCACUAGGAAAAAUAAGAAUUUAUUAGAAUAAAUAAAAGUUUAAAAAUGACUGUGAUAACGAGAUAACUCUUUUCUUUUUGUGUUGUAAGUUGAAUUAAUAAAAAAAUUAAACAUAAGUCAUUAGUGGUUAUAUGAUGUAAAAUUAUUUUGUACGACAAUGAAGUAGAUAAAUUGACUGCUAAUGUAUAUGUUUUAUCACAGUCUAUUGGUUUUUUUUUAAAUUGUAUAAAGGAUAUUAUUUUAUUAUUUGUUUUUCAUAUUGUAUUAGUGAAUUUACAGGCUACACAAUAUUUUAUAGUGUGUUGUAUCUACUAAAAAUGUAAGUAAUAUGUGAUCUAUAUGUAGUAAGAGAAAUAUUACUUGUAUGUUAUUAAGAAAUAUGGAAUGUGUUCAUACUGAUGUAUUUUAGUUUUAAUUUUAUUUAUAGAUUUCUAAGUUGAAACAUACAUAACAGUCCAUAAAAUUAAGGUUAUUUAAUAUAACCUACUACUAAAAUUAUAAAUUAAUGGUUAUUCUCAUUUAUUUGGACACAUUAUUAUCUUAAAUAGCAUAAAUUAUUUGAUAUGUUUAAAUAAAUUAAAUUUUAUGGGUAUGUGUAUAUGUUAAUGACUUGGCCUACUAUUAAAUAAGUGAUUAUGUUCUGUAUACUGAUUGCUAUGUUUUUAAAGUUAACUUAAGUCUCAAAUAAUUUUUUUAGAAUAAAAUAUUAAUUAAUUUUUUUUACCUAGGCCAUUUGAGUUCUUUAGUGUAAUAUAUAGAUAAUUAAAUAGUUUUAAAACAAGUUUUAUGUUACUUACUUUUUACUCAAAACAAAGAACUUAUGGUAAGACUGAUUUCAUGUUUAUCUAAAUUUUUUUAAUGAAAUUGUCUGAAAAUGUUAAACAUUGUGAUGAAAGGAAAAUGUUUUUGCACAUUAUAACGGAUUUUGUACAUUAUUAUUCUGACUUGGGUUAAUAAAACACGCUUACUAUAGUUUUAUGCAUUUUAAUGGUUUAAAAUGUGUUUUAGAUCUCGAAAAUAAGUACUGUAUUAUAAUUUUAUUGUUACAUACUUCACAAGACUUGUAUAUUUUCGUACGCACAUAUUUUAUGUUCAUACUAUAAAUUUUUAAAGUAAGAUAUGAUGUAAAUAUUUUAAUUUAAAUUUAAAUCAAGCAACAAAUGAGUUAAUUUGAUUGAUACUUUUUUAAAAAGCUAUACAAUUUUUUUAAAUGAUUUAACUAAUGUGCUCAGUGUAUAAUAAUAAUACUUUAAUGUAAACUUAUAUAUUUAUUUCUUCCCAUUUUAUUAAUAUACAGGAAGUUAUUUAUAAGUACAAAUAUGUGAAUGUUUAUAAAUACUUGAUUUUAAAAUUUAACUUAUUUUUAUAAAAUAAACAAUUUUGUAAAUUUGCACUGCCAUUAAAAUAUGACUGUUAUUUUGAAUAAAUUAUUUUUAAAGUCAAAUAAAUACUCUUUAAAUGUCUAUGUAUAUAUUUUUAAAUAGGCAAGAUCAAUUAAUUAUUAAAAAAGACAUUUUUUUAUGUUCCUAAAAAUUAUUUAAAUAAUUUUAUAUAACUGUCAAAUUAUUGAAUCAAUGUCUACUUCAAUAUACUUGUAUCAUGUCUUACUAGUUAAAUUAUUAAAAUAAAUGUAUUAAUUUUUAGAAAAGUAUAUCCCUAUUAAUUUUUGGUUAAAUUAAUCUACUUUGAAGAUCAUUUAACCGAAGAAUGAAUACUUAUACUAGAACUUAAUUGUAGCGUUUCAUCAAAAUAUAAAUUUUUUUAAAUAAAACUUGUUUAUUUUAUUAACUUUUGUAAUGAUAUAUCUUUAACACUAAAAUUACUCUUUGAGUAUAACUUUUUCAAUAAAAUAUUAUUUUUACGUAUGAGUGAAUUGUACAGCUAAUAUUAAUUAUAAUGAUGAAGAGAUAAUAUUUAUAAAAUGUAUGUCUUUAAUUAGUGUAAUAUCUCAUAAUUUAUUUUUAGAUAAUAAGAAUAUAACAAUUAUUUGUAGUUUUUCAAUGGUGAAACGCUGCCCAUACUGAAUUUCCAGGUCUUUUGUAUUUUAUUUAUUGUUAAAUAUUUAACUUUGAUUGUAUUUUAAAGGGGGGAUUAAGAAUUUCAUUUUAUUUUUCUUAUUGUGUUAAUUGUCAAAGACUUGAAUUAAAAAGUCAUAAUUUUUGUAAAAUGUAAUAUAUGUAACGGUGACUUAUUACCAGAA
This is a messenger RNA of Daktulosphaira vitifoliae (grape phylloxera), 4730 nucleotides long. It is a transcript of the gene Pcl, whose product is annotated as PHD finger protein 19. The coding region runs from base 306 to 2360 and encodes 684 amino acids. The record is from RefSeq and is a predicted model, not a curated record. Lineage: Eukaryota; Metazoa; Arthropoda; Insecta; Hemiptera; Phylloxeridae. The transcript has 12 exons.